UAGGCACGGUGAACAGGACCCGAACGAGAACCAGCUCGAACCGAUCAGGUGCAGGCUCUGCUGGGCGCGAAGUGAUGAACAUUUUAUCCUCCGGACGUGUCAGAAACCAGCAAUCGUAAUCAAUGUUUCAGACAUGCCGCCUCUGGAACCUCAGUAUUGCGAGCGUGCUGGCACUGACCCUUUCCAAUGUGUUUCUCACCGUCCGGCUGCUGCACAGCGGCGACCAGUGCAACCAGUACGGUGGCGGUGGCGGCGGUACCGGCGAGGACGGCGUCUCGAUGGUACCGCGGGCCCCCGUCCUCACGCCGGCCACCUGCCUGGAGUACGUGCUGGCGGACGGGCUGGCGAACGGUACGGAUAAGGCCGUCUUCUCCGGGCUCGAUCUGCGGCUCGGUCGCUGGGACGCGCGGCGGCUGUACAAGAUCUUCGACUACGCCGUCGUCGGCGAGCGGUUCCCGGAGCUGUCGGCCGCGUACACCGUGUGCCUGGCGACGCAGGCCUCGCUGGAGAAGAUCUACUCGCUGGUCCAGGUCGCCCACCACUGGUCCGGUCCGCUGUCGGCCGCCAUCUUCGCCGCCGGCAACGACGAGCUGUACCUGGUGCAGCUCUACCUGUCGUACCUGCGCAGCUGCUUCCGGCCGAUCCGGGAGCGGGUCAGCUUCCACCUCGUCCUGCCGCGGGAGCGGCCCCCGACGCACCUGCAGAGCGUGCACGUGGGCGACUUCACCCGGUUCGAUUGUGCCAAACCGGAGGCGACGCUGAACGAGCUGCUGCGGCAGCGCCGCCCCGACACGAGCAAGUGGCGCAUCAAGAACCCGUACCCGCAGAACCAUCUGCGCAACGUCGCCCGCAAGGGCUGCCAGAGCGGGUACGUGUUCCUCACCGACGUCGACAUCGUGCCGAGCGUCAGCUUCGCCGAGCAGCUGGACCGCUUUCUCCGCCGCCAGAAACCGGGCGGGGCGGGAAACCAACAGCAGCAGCACCACCACCACCACCAGCUGACCGCAUUCGUUGUGCCAACGUACGAGCUGGACGAGCGGGUGCGCUUCCCGCGCAACAAGACUGACCUCAUCCGGCUCGCGAACAAGGGCCUGGCGCGCCCGUUCCACCACAAGGUGUUUAUCUACAACCAGUUCGCGACGAACUUUUCGAGGUGGCAGGCGGAGAUUGCCGAGAACGACGAGACGAAAGUAUCGCACAACGUGACGAACUUCGAGUUUCUGUACGAACCGUUUUAUGUUGCACCCGACACGGUGCCACCCCACGACGAGCGGUUCCUUGGCUACGGCUACACGCGCAACACGCAGGUUUACGAAAUGUUCGUGGCCGGCUACCAGUUCCAGGUGCUGACGCCACUGUUCACCGUCCACUGGGGGCUGCAGAACAAGAAGAGCCGGCCAGCGUGGCGCGAGCGCCAGAACAACGUCAAUCGUAAGUACUUCGAGGUGUUCAAGCGCGAGGUGUUCGCACGCUACCACAAGGACCCGCUGCGGAUGUUGCUGCCGAAGAAAACGGCAAAGCAGCAAGCGGCGGCCGGGGUCGCCGCCGGGCCAGGCGGACCGGGCGGCAAUGCUGGAGCCGGAAAAGCGUGA
Messenger RNA from Anopheles cruzii, 1592 nucleotides. RefSeq names its product beta-1,4-glucuronyltransferase 1. Lineage: Eukaryota; Metazoa; Arthropoda; Insecta; Diptera; Culicidae. The record is from RefSeq and is a predicted model, not a curated record. The transcript has 4 exons. Gene Ontology annotation, molecular function: glucuronosyltransferase activity. The coding region runs from base 123 to 1592 and encodes 489 amino acids.